Tachysurus fulvidraco (yellow catfish) is the source of this 2762-nucleotide messenger RNA. Its product is annotated as repetitive organellar protein-like. The transcript is spliced from 4 exons. Gene Ontology annotation, molecular function: GTP binding. The record is from RefSeq and is a predicted model, not a curated record. Lineage: Eukaryota; Metazoa; Chordata; Actinopteri; Siluriformes; Bagridae. The coding region runs from base 54 to 2522 and encodes 822 amino acids.
AACUGGACACACUUGGACAGGAGCUGCAGGACAAGCAGAGACAACUACAGGACAUGAUGAUCCUUGUGAAGCAACAGAAAUCUGAGUUAGCCGAAAAAAAACAACAGCUUGAAGAGAAAGAGAGUCUUCUAACUGAGAGAGAGACACAGAUGAUGGGAAAAGACAAACAACUUCAGGAGAAAGACAGACUUCUGACAGAAAAUACACAAACACUUCAGAAGAAGGACAAGUCACUGGAAGAGAAGGAGAAACAGCUCAAUCAGACAAGAGCUGAACUUGACAAAACAAUUAAGGAGUUAGAAGACAGUCAGCGACACGUGGAGGAGAAAAACACACAACUAGAGAAUCUGAACAAACUGCUGAAGGAGAAAGAAACACAGCUGAAGAACACAGAUAAAGAGCUGGAAACCAGUACAAAUAAACUGGACACACUGGGACAGGAGCUGCAGGACAAGCAGAGACAACUACAGGACAUGACGAUCGUAGUGGAGCAAAAUAAAUCUGAGUUAGCAGAAAAAAACAAACAGCUUGAAAAGAAAGAGAGUCUUCUAACUGAGAGAGAGACACAGAUGAUGGAAAGAGACAAAGAGCUUCAGGAGAAAGACAGACUUCUGACAGAAAAUACACAAACACUUCAGAAGAAGGACAAGACACUGGAAGAGAAGGAGAAACAGCUCAAACGGACAAGAGCCGAACUGGACAAAACAAUUAAGGAGUUAGAAGACAGUCAGCGACACGUGGAGGAGAAAAACACACAACUAGAGAAUCUGAACAAACUGCUGAAGGAGAAAGAAACACAGCUGAAGAACACAGAUAAAGAGCUGGAAACCAGUACAAAUAAACUGGACACACUGGGACAGGAGCUGCAGGACAAGCAGAGACAACUACAGGACAUGAUGAUCGUAGUGGAGCAACAGAAAUCUGAGUUAGAAGAAAAAAAUCAAAAGCUUGAAGAGAAAGACAGACUUCUAACUGAGAGAGAGACACAGCUAAUGGGACGAGACAAAGAGCUUCAGGAGAAAGACAGACUUCUAGAGGAGAAAACAAAGCAGCUGCAGGAACAGACAGAUCCAGAAUCAUCAGCUUCCAUCAGGAGAAGAAACAGCAAGGAAGAGUUACCUCCAACUAUGAGUGAAGAGACUCAGGACUCAGCAGCACCAAUCAGGAGAAGGAACAGUAUGGAGGGAAAUCGUCCAACAUUGGGGGGAGAAUCGUCUAGUCCACAUCCUCCAGCGUCGGUUCCUGUAGCAGAACUGAGGCUGGUGCUGCUGGGGAGGACGGGGUCUGGGAAGAGUGUAACAGGAAACACCAUCCUGGGCAGAGAAGAGAGGAACCAGGCUGCUACGUCUACAGCUACAUCUACAGCCACCCAGCAGAGUGAGAGCACACAGGGGGAGGUGGCUGGGAGGAAGGUGACUGUAGUGGACACGCCUGACUGGUUCUCUCCUGAACUGUCUCUGGAGAAGCUGAGACAGGACGUGGGACUCUGUGUCCAUCUGUCUGCUCCAGGACCCCACGCCUUCCUCCUGGUCAUACCUCUAAAGCAGCCUACAGGAGAGGAGAGAGGGAUGCUGGAGAAAAUGGAGGAGAUCUUUGGAGAGACAUGCUGGAGAAACACAAUGAUCAUAUUCAGUGCUACUGAUGAACAUCAGAAGAAGAACAUUGAGGACUUUAUCCAAUCAGGAGACCAGGAGGUCCAGAGACUUGUAGAGAAAUGUGGGAACAGGUUUCACUGUCUCAACAUUAAUGAGAGUGGAGAUGGUUCUCAGGUCUCAGAGCUGUUGGAAAAGGUAGAGAAGAUGGUGGAAGGAAGCAGAGAGAAAUUCUACAGCAGUGACAUCUACCUAGAGACAGAAUCUCAGAUCAGAGCAAUGGAAGCAACGAUUCUGAAGGAAAGAGAAGAGAAAAGAGAGAGAGAGGAGAAGGACAUGAAAGAAAAAAUAGAGAAGGAGGUGCAGGAUUCUCUGAGAAAGAUAGAGGGAGUGAUCAAGGAGCAUGAAGGAGACAUCAGACAACUUAAUGAUCGAACAACUGAACUGGAGAGAAAGAUGAAAGAAGAGAGGGAUGAAGAGAAAAAGAAAGAACUUGAGAAGGAGCUGAAACAAGAGGUAGACAAAAGGACAGAAAUGAAAGUAAAGGUGAAGAAACUAAAAGAAAAGAGAGAGAGGGAGAGAAAAGAGAUGGAGGAAAGGCACAAGCAGGAGAUGGAGGAGAUCAGGGAGGUGUAUGAAGGAGAGAUCAGAAUGGAGGCAGAGAGAAAGAUCAUGAAGAUCAUCCUGCCUGAACUCCAGAGAAACAUGUUGUCCUCAAAAACAAAGAUGCAGGAAGAUUUCAGCAGACAGAUGGAGGAGAAGAACAGAGAGAUGGAGAAUCUUCAGCAGAAACUUUCACAGCUCACAGAUACUCACAGUCUGCUUGAAGAGGUUUAUGAGAAAACUGUCAGAGAAAGUUCAGAGAGAGCUUCUCUAAAAGGAGAGGCAUCAAAGGGAAUGUCUCAGAAAUUUAAAGGCUUAUUUAAAUGAGUAACAGAGUUUAUAAAGCUGCAGAGACUCAAAUGGUCUGAAGGCGUAUCGGCCAGUGAUGGUAGACGUCACAGAGCUAGAGACAGAAGUCUAAGGAUAAAGAAAGAAGCUAAUAAACAGUUAGUUUUUUCCUAAGGCCUAAUAGCCAAACAAUUCUUAAGACAACAGGAUGUUUAAAAAUGAAGAUGGAUUGUCCAACUGGCUACAAGUGUGCAGCACAUUCACAAAUAAGUUGCAGGG